CAUAUAAACACGUGUAAUAAGCGAUAACGUGGUGAAUGAACCGAUAAAUGUAAACAACUGUGAUUUAUAAUAAAUAUUUCUAUUUCCAACCAAAAUUAUUGAACGAAAUGUCUUUAAAACUAUUAAAGCGAAGUUUGGAUAUAUUGGAGGAGGAUGCAACAACAGACAAGAAGUCUGCGGUUAAGCCCAAAUCUCUAGCCAAGGAUGGGAGAAUUAACAAGCCCGGUGGAAAUAUGCCAACGGAACAUAAAAAUCUAUCAUUGAAAUUCAAUAACAAGGACAAAAGAAAUAUAGAAGACAUACGCAAGGAGAUUCUGCCUGACCAAAAUAAAACAAAUUUAAACCUUAAACGCUUGCUAGCUUUAUCACAAAAUACGAUUGCUACAAACGAUGCAAAAAAAAUCUUAAAGAGAAAUAACAAAAGCGCGGCCAUCAAGGCACCAAAGAAGCGGAAAGCACUGAAAUCAAUCUUCACAGAGGAAGACUUUUUGGCUUUUGAAAGAGAAUAUUUUCCAACGAAUAGUUAGAGAAUAUUUUCCUGUGAAAUGUCUACCAAAAUUAUUUAUUUAAAUAUAAAUAUAUAUAUAUACAUAUAUAUGUAAAUUAUUGAUCACUAU
Anastrepha ludens (Mexican fruit fly) is the source of this 617-nucleotide messenger RNA. Its product is annotated as active regulator of SIRT1-like. Lineage: Eukaryota; Metazoa; Arthropoda; Insecta; Diptera; Tephritidae. The transcript has 3 exons. The record is from RefSeq and is a predicted model, not a curated record. The coding region runs from base 108 to 527 and encodes 139 amino acids.